AUGUUUAGCAGAGAAUCCAAUCCAAAUUGCUCAAGCCAUAAAAGUCUUCAUGGCGUACUACGUAGUUUUUACAAGAAACCCGAGAGAAAGAAGUCUGGACCCACUCGUGAAACCGCGAACAUUAUAGAGGAUGCUUUUAAACCGAUCAAGUGUACAACUCCCAGUGUUUGGAAGAGUAGUAGUAAAAGUCUAUUGGAUCAGAUAGACGAAGACCAUCCAUCGGAAAAAAGGAGUACGGAGUAUGCUUUUGAAGGGGGUAAGGCCAAAGAGAAACUAUCUCCCAUCGGUCAAGGCGUCUCUGAGAAGAGUAAGACCCGAUUUAUCACUCUAAGCAAUGCUUUAAAGACUGAAGCAGCUACUAUUCCAGGUCCGAUCUUAGCUGAGAAUAAGAAGCACCAGUUCUUAGAGGAGAUGCAAGGGUUUGCCCGUAAAAGAGGCAUAGUUACUACAAGUACUAAUCUUAUCUGUGCAAUCUCUAAGGAUCAGGAGGGCAGUCGGUUUAUUCAGAAGAAGUUAGAUAGUGCUUCGGCUGAGGAGAUUGAGUUGACAUUCCAGGAGAUCAAGAAAUGGAUUGGUGAGUUGAUUGUAGAUUUAUUUGGUAAUUAUGUAGUGCAGAAGUUCUUAGAGAUAGGAACAGCUGCUCAACAACUGGAGAUUUUAGCUGCGAUGGAACCGAUGAUUGUUUCUUUAGCUCUGCACAUGUACGGCUGUCGGGUUCUGCAGAAGGCAUUAGAGUGCAAAACUAUCAACCGUAAGAUAGUGGAGGGAAUUAAAGGACAUGUAAUUGAGUUAGUUUGUGACCAGAACGGGAAUCAUGUUGUGCAGAAGUGUGUGGAAUGUGUUGAUUCUGAUUUUGUUAUUAAGGAGUUUGAACAGGAUGCAGUGAGUUUAAGCAGGCAUCGGUAUGGAUGCCGGGUGAUUCAACGGAUUUUUGAGAACAGUCGGCAGUGUAGUGCGGCAGUAGAUAAGAUUAUUCAAAAUGCCCGGGUUUUAGUAGAGGAUCAGUAUGGCAACUAUGUGAUUCAGCAUAUUUUAGAGCGGGGUACAGAGCAGCACAAGCGCCGGAUCAUUGCUGAUUUAUCUGAUAAGAUUGCCGAGUACAGUACGCAUAAGUUUGCUUCUAAUGUAAUGGAGAAGUGUGUUCUGUGUGGGACAGCUGAGAACCGGAAGAAAAUGUUACAGCAACUGAUGCAUCCCCAAGCGCCCUUGCCACAAACUACUCUCAUUACUAUUUCUUGUGAUAAGUUUGGGAAUUAUGUAGUGCAGCGUUUACUGGACGUUUUGACCGGUCGUGAUAAGGAUCUUCUUUAUGCCCAUUUAAGAGCUCACUUGCCAGAACUCAAGAAGAGUUCGUAUGCCAAGUGUAUUGUAGCCAAACUAGCCCAAAAUCCAACACCGAUCACUACUACCAAUCCAUCUACCACUACCACUACCAACUCAACGACUACUUCUCAAUAG
Molecule: messenger RNA, 1458 nt
Organism: Nematocida homosporus
Lineage: Eukaryota; Fungi; Microsporidia
Product: pumilio RNA-binding family
Exons: 1
Coding region: 1-1458 (485 amino acids)
Biological process (GO): post-transcriptional regulation of gene expression
Cellular component (GO): cytoplasm
Molecular function (GO): mRNA binding
Source: RefSeq, a predicted model, not a curated record